AUGUUUGAGACACAGCAGAAAUGGGAGAAGUUCAACCAUGAGUGGAACUCUUUAGUGUAUUCAUCUUUUGAAAUUCAAUACGAUGAGCGCCUUAAAUCAUUACUUAAGGAAUUCAGUAGUUAUCCUGAUGCAGUCAAAUACGCCAUGGAUACUUGGUUGGUUCCUUACAAGGAGAAAUUUAUGGCGGCAUGGACAGACAUGUGUAUGCAUUGUGGCAAUGUUACAACGAACCGGGCUGAGAGUGCACAUGCAAAACUUAAAAGACAAUUGGGUUCAUGUCAAGUCUCAUUUCAGGCAUCAUUUGAGAAAAUACACAGUCUGCUUGAGUUGCAACACAUUGAUAUCAAGGCUUCAUUUGAGAAAAGUCUAACUGUUGUGCAACAUCAAUUUAAACCUUCUCAGUUCAGGGAGCUACGGGUUAAUGUGUCUAUCUCUACAUUGGAGUAUUUGCUUGUAGAGAGUAAGAGAGCCAAUUCCAUUAGUAUUGAUGUUAAAGCUUGUGGAUGCAUCCUUCGCCACACUCGUGGUUUACCUUGUGCCCAUGAGAUUGCUGACUACAUCAGACAAGAUCAUCCUAUACCACUUGCUACCAUACACUCACAGUGGAGGCAACUUCAUAUCUCCAUAUGCAAGAAAGAAGAGGAAACGGAGGUGAGUUGUCAUGCAGAAGUAGAGUUGUUUGUGCACAAGUUUAAUGAAAGUGAUAGAACCAUGCGGUUGGAGCUUUUAAAGAAGUUGAAAGAGAUUGUAUAUCCGGGAAGCACUUUUCUUGUUGAGCCGGAGGUGAAGUCCAAAACACGUCCUCGGGAUCAUAAGAAGAUCAAUGUUUCUACCCGUUGUGACCCGUGUACAUUUGAGUUGGGAAAGGAGAAGGUGAAUGCGAAAGGGAAGGUAUAUAUUACUAGAACAGUGAAACCUGGUGCAUAUGCUGAUGCUUUCCUUUCUGGGUUGAAACCAUACAUUAAGUUUGUCAAGGAUGUAGCUGCAGAUGAGAAUUGUGGUUUCAGGGCUAUAGCUGCUUCAAUUGGUCAUACAGAAGAUGAUUGGGCUCAGGUUAGGCGUGAUCUAUUGGAUGAGCUGCACACACACAAAGAGGAAUACAUUACACUUUACAGGUCCUAUGAAAGGUUUGAAGAAUUGACAAGCAUAUUGUCAGACUUUGAAGACAGUCUUGGCUAUACACAUUGGAUGACUAUACCAGACAUGGGGCAUCUUGUUGCAUCGUGCUACAAUCUUGUGUUAUACCACUUGUCUUUACAGCAAUGUCUCACCUUUUUACCUCUUAGAACAGUACCAGUACCUCAACUUGAUAGACGUGAGAUUGCCAUUGCGUUUGUCAACGAAAAUCAUUUCGUCCAGGUUUUGUUGCAACCAGACCAUCCAGUUCCUCCUAUAGCCACUGAUUGGUGA
This is a messenger RNA of Camellia sinensis, 1410 nucleotides long. The record is from RefSeq and is a predicted model, not a curated record. Lineage: Eukaryota; Viridiplantae; Streptophyta; Magnoliopsida; Ericales; Theaceae.